CAGUAGAUCAAGCAUAUGCGAGACAGCAACGAGAAAAGCGUGACGCGCAUAAACGCGUCACUUCCGGUUGCGAAGCGACAGCUAACAGCGUGAAGAUAUGUCGGACAACACAUUGACAGUGACAGUUGCUUAUGGCACGACCAAACACAGCAUCACUUUAACAGCACAAGAUGGACACGAACCAUCAUUAAAGGAUUUGUCCGAUGCUCUGACAGAGGCCACGGGAGUACCAACACCAUCCCAGAAAAUUAUAUUUAAAGGAAAAUCAUUGAAAGAGAUGGAGGAAUCUUUGUCCAGCUUUGGAGUAAAACAGGGCUGUAAACUAAUGAUGAUCGGAAAGAGGAACAGUCCUGAGGAGGAAGCAGAGCUUAAAAAGCUUAAAGACAUCGAAAAAUCUGUGGAACAAACAGCUAAAAAGCUUGAGAAAGUGGAUGGUGAACUUACAGGACUUAAGAAUGGUUUUCUUGCAAAGGAGUUGCAAGUCGAGGCUCUUAACAAACUGGACCACAGGGUGAAAGUGGCUGCUGAGCAGUUCAUGAAGAUCCUAGAGGAAGUAGAUGCUCUGGGCCUGCCAGAAAGCUUUGGCGAUUGCAAAACGAAGAAAAAAGGACUUGUGAAAUCCGUUCAAGGGUUCUUAGCUCAGUGUGACAAAAUUGAAGCUGGAAUAUCUGAUCACUUGGCCAAGAUUCAGACCAAAAAUUUAGCCUUAGCAGAGUGAAGCUAAAAAAAACCUGAAGACUGACAUCAGUUACUGGAGCUGCUCUGUGAGCAACCGGAGGAAAAACCUCAUCCAGAACUUUGGCACUCCAACAGUUAACCAACAACACACCCUGUGACCUACACAUGCCUGCUAUAAAAGGAAGAACAAGGCAAUUUAUAAAAUGUAAUACAAUUUUUUUCAUGUUAUGUUGAAAUUGCUUAUGGCUGUGCCAGGUUAUUUGAUGAAUCAACUGCUUGGGCCAUCCUGAAUCAUCUCCCUCUUAGUUUUGUGAUGUAGCCUCAUGUGUUUUAUAAAUGUUUAAUCCAUAGUGUUUUUCAAUUGGAAAAGAAAUGAUGGUGCUGUAAAAUGUCCUUAUAAAGGAUCUAAUUAAAUUAUAUAAUUUGUCUUGAGGUGUUAACAUUUAUUUGGCUUUUCACACUGUACACGAAACCGCUUUGUAAACGCAUACAAUAUGUAUAAAUACAUGCAAUUAUUUUGUAUUUAUAAAGUCAGACAGUUUGAUAGUUCUUUAUCAAAAAUAAAUCUCAGGUUGCCUCAAACCACCGGUGGUUGUCUCCUAAGAUGUUUUUGAAGGAAAUAAAAUAUUUGAAGACAUUUUUUCAUCUUGCAUCAUUCCAGCAAUGUAACCAUUCAUCGUCUGUGGUGGUUUGCCUUACACCGGAUGUGACCGGCACAAAAAAAAAGAUAUUAGAAACACAUUAGAACCCGUUUUAAUUAAAAAAUGUAUCCCCACUGGAUGUGGUUCAUCCGUGUGGUGUUA
This is a messenger RNA of Triplophysa dalaica, 1481 nucleotides long. It is a transcript of the gene bag1, whose product is annotated as BCL2 associated athanogene 1. Gene Ontology annotation, biological process: protein stabilization. The coding region runs from base 98 to 718 and encodes 206 amino acids. Gene Ontology annotation, cellular component: cytosol; membrane; cytoplasm. NCBI's taxonomy places the organism in Eukaryota, Metazoa, Chordata, Actinopteri, Cypriniformes, Nemacheilidae. The transcript has 7 exons. Gene Ontology annotation, molecular function: protein-folding chaperone binding; adenyl-nucleotide exchange factor activity. The record is from RefSeq and is a predicted model, not a curated record.